Molecule: messenger RNA, 786 nt
Organism: Nyctereutes procyonoides (raccoon dog)
Lineage: Eukaryota; Metazoa; Chordata; Mammalia; Carnivora; Canidae
Gene: NKX6-3
Product: NK6 homeobox 3
Exons: 3
Coding region: 1-786 (261 amino acids)
Biological process (GO): regulation of transcription by RNA polymerase II; cell differentiation
Cellular component (GO): nucleus
Molecular function (GO): DNA-binding transcription factor activity, RNA polymerase II-specific; RNA polymerase II cis-regulatory region sequence-specific DNA binding
Source: RefSeq, a predicted model, not a curated record
AUGGAGUCCAACCUGCAGGGGACGUUCCUGCUGAACAACACGCCGCUGGCUCAGUUCUCGGAGGUGAAGGCCCCCGUGUGCCAGUACUCCGUGCAGAACUCCUUCUACAAGCUCAGCCCCCCGGGGCUCGGCCCCCAGCUGGCCGCCGGGACCCCCCACGGGAUCACGGACAUCCUGAGCAGGCCCGCGGCCACCCCGAACAGCAGCCUCCUCUCCAGCUACCCCCACGUGGCGGGCUUUGGCGGACUGGGCUCCCAGGGCGUCUACUACGGACCCCAGGUGGGGAACUUCCCCAAGGCCGCCAGCGAGUACCCACCCCGGACCCGGAACUGCUGGGCGGACUCGGGCCAGGACUGGCGAGCCGGGCGGCAGUGCAGCCACACCCCGGAUCCCCUGAGCGACAGCAUCCACAAGAAAAAGCACACCCGGCCCACCUUCACGGGACACCAGAUCUUUGCCCUGGAGAAGACCUUUGAGCAGACCAAGUACUUGGCCGGCCCUGAGAGGGCACGGCUGGCCUACUCGCUGGGGAUGACGGAGUCGCAGGUCAAGGUGUGGUUCCAGAACCGAAGGACCAAGUGGCGCAAGAAGAGCGCCCUGGAGCCGUCGUCCUCCACGCCUCGGGCGGCGGGCGGCGGCGGCGGGGAGCGCGCGGCCUCGGAGACAGAGGACGACGAGUACAACAAGCCGCUCGACCCCGACUCGGACGACGAGAAGAUCCGCCUGCUGCUCCGCAAGCACCGCGCCGCCUUCUCGGUGCUCAGCCUGGGCGCGCACAGCGUCUGA